AUGAAUGGAUUCUCGGAACGCGUUCGUAUCUCAUAUGGAAUCCUGUGCUCGAUCGGUUAUGGACUGGGGUUGAUUCUGACGUUCUUCGCUCUUUCAAUUAUGAAAAUGGCUCAACCAGCUCUCAUCUAUUUGGUACCAUGUACACUGGUUCCCAUAUGUCUAAUGGCUUGCAUGAGAGGGCAAUUCCGCUUGCUAUGGGACGGUGCUGAUGAUCCUACUGAUGCAACGCCUCUCAAAACCAAAUACAGACGAAGAUACGGGCCUCCAGGGUGA
Molecule: messenger RNA, 273 nt
Organism: Cooperia oncophora
Lineage: Eukaryota; Metazoa; Nematoda; Chromadorea; Rhabditida; Trichostrongylidae
Source: the annotation of a GenBank genome assembly